Molecule: messenger RNA, 855 nt
Organism: Helianthus annuus (common sunflower)
Lineage: Eukaryota; Viridiplantae; Streptophyta; Magnoliopsida; Asterales; Asteraceae
Exons: 1
Coding region: 1-855 (284 amino acids)
Source: RefSeq, a predicted model, not a curated record
AUGGAUAAAUUGGUGGAGGAUGGUCCUUGGUUGAUUAGAAAUGUUCCGAUAAUCUUGAAGGAGUGGUCGGCCUCUGUCAAGUUGGAAAAAGAAGACAUAAAGGCUAUCCCUGUUUGGGUUAAGAUGCAUGAAGUGCCGUUAGCAGCAUAUACUGAGGACGGUCUUAGCUUGCUUGCUUCUAAGAUAGGGGUGCCUAAGAUGCUAGAUUCAUACACUGCUACAAUGUGUGCUGAGUCAUGGGGACGAAGCAGUUAUGCUAGAGCUCUCAUUGAAAUUCAAGUUGGGGCUGAAUUAAAGAGGAGUGUUACAAUUGCAAUCCCAACUUUACAGGGUAAUGGUCACUCAAUGGUGGAGGUGAAAAUAGAAUAUGAUUGGGAGCCUUUAAGGUGCUCUUCUUGUUGCGUGUUUGGUCAUGAGGAUAACUCAUGUCCAAAGAGGCCUCAGGUCGUUUCGAGUGGGGAGUCUAGUAAGAAGAUUGAUGAUUUUCAGGUUGUGGGUGCAAAGAAGAAGAAAUCUACUAACCAAGGUCUUCCCAUGAAAAAUCAGAAGCCUAAGGUAGUGUACAGACCAGUUGUAAACCCUAAACCAAUCUCGUCCUUGAAGAAGCCGGUGAACAAUCAGGUAUCAACGUCAAACCCCUUUGAUGCUCUUAAGGAUGAUGAUGGUGGUCAGGGAGGUAGUACUGUGGGUCGUAUAGAGAAGAAGGAGAAAAAGUCGAGUGACAGGCAGGAUUCUGAUGAAGAGGAGGUCGAAGAAGUCUACAAUGAAACUAGUGCAUUUAUGACAUCGGGCACUCGUCCGUUCUCUUCGAAAGCAGGGGCAAGCACCUCUUCCACAAAAUUCUCAAAUGGAUAG